Talaromyces marneffei is the source of this 294-nucleotide messenger RNA. RefSeq lists its product as uncharacterized. The record is from RefSeq and is a predicted model, not a curated record. Lineage: Eukaryota; Fungi; Ascomycota; Eurotiomycetes; Eurotiales; Trichocomaceae. The coding region runs from base 1 to 294 and encodes 97 amino acids. The transcript has 3 exons.
AUGGAUCACUUCGCCUCCCCAAAUGGACAGGCUCCCCUAGGAAACGGUGGCAGCCCAUCACCCAGACAUAUUAUCAGACUCGGUCGCAUGACAAAAAUAGGCGUUCCGAUAAUCGCCGUUUUAGGAAUUGGCUAUGGUGUAACCGCCAUGCGUGAUGCGCAACAGCGCAUUCAACGCGAAUCCAUCCAAGAAGAAGAGCGUCUACGACGAAAUGCUCAAUUAAUGGAUGCCUAUGGCGACAAGACCAGUUUGGAGGAUAUGCAGAGGGCCUUGGACCACUAUCACAAAAAUUGA